Mesorhabditis belari is the source of this 1995-nucleotide messenger RNA. Lineage: Eukaryota; Metazoa; Nematoda; Chromadorea; Rhabditida; Rhabditidae. The record is from the annotation of a GenBank genome assembly.
AUGCUAUCGAGAGUCAUCGGAAGCGAAAUCAAAAGCUUCACACGUCUUGCCAGCACCGCUACUCGAAAAAAACUUAUUUUGAAUAGAAAGAAAGAUAAAAAAGCCGCUUUGACACCGCACUGCCAAGAAAAGCUGAAAGAAUGGGGAUCGCUUCUUUCGAAAGAAAUUGCAGCCGAAGAAAAACAAUACUUGAACUUGCUCGAUCAAGGCGAAGAGGGACUCGAAACACUUGAAACAAGAGGACGAUUCUUGGGUGGAUUGAUAAACACUUCGAAAGAAUAUUCACCGUUUAUGGGCCUCCAGUGUGUCUUUCGAGUUCCAAAUAGACGAAAUCUUGAUGAACUAAAAAUUUUGAAAGCCGGUACACCAGUGACUAUAAAUACGGAAGAUGCAAAAGAAAAGGUCGCAGAAGCAGUCAUCUAUGGUUUUGAAUCAAAUCUUGUUGGACUAAAAAUUCGAAAGCAAGACAAUGAUAAAUCACAACGGAUAGAACGAGGCAAACGUUAUUCACUCCUUCUGAGCACAACUUAUGGCUCAUAUCAUUCCCUGAUGGAUCAUUUAAAGAAACGCAGCAUCAAGAAGUACGAACAGUAUCCGGGUGAUCUCAUAAUGUCAACGGCGUUUCGCGAUGUUCCCUUCCCAACGAUACAAAAUGACCGAGAAGUGAGAACAUUUUCUGAUUGUGACGAAUCGCAAAAACGAGCAGUUGCGGCAGCAAUGAAUCGGCGAAGAUCCUUCAUGUGUAUACAAGGACCGCCUGGAACAGGAAAAACAAAAGUCAUCAGCGAAAUUAUUUAUCAACUGACAAGGAAAGGAAAUAAGGUUCUCGUUUGUGCCCCAUCGCAUUCGGCAGUCGAUAAUGCUUUAGAUCGAGUGCAAGACGAACAACACGCCAUCAGAUUUCACUCUGAGAUUGAGACAAGUAUGCAUAAUGAAAUGGCGAAACACCCCGAAUUCUCAAAAUUCGAAGCAAUUACAAAAAGUUUGGGAGCUACACAUGAUAGUGUGAAUGGAAAAAUGAUGAUUCAAAAAGCGAAUGCGUUGAGACAUGGGAUAAUAAAAGAGGUGAUUGCGAAGAAAAAUGUAAUCUUCUGUACGGUAACAUCGAGCAUGACAGCGGGCGUACGAAGAUAUGGAUGGGAACCGGAUGUUGUUAUAAUUGAUGAAGCGGCGCAAUGCGUCGAACCGGCCAGUUGGGUACCGAUUUUGAAUGCGCGCCGUGUAAUUCUCGUCGGAGAUCAUCAACAAUUACCGCCAUUAGUCUUCUCUGAGGAAGCACGCAAUGAAAAACUUCAUAUCUCGUUGAUGGAACGUCUCGCCAACGAGUUCAAGAAUUGUAAUAUCAACUUUUUGUUAACAAAGCAAUACAGAAUGAAUGAGAAGAUAAUGCGCUGGUCUAAUGAGAACUUCUACGAAGGACGUUUAGAGGCUGGAGAGGAAAAUCGCCACAUAAACCUGAGUGAAAUCAGCUCUUUACCGGAGACAAAUAUCUUUGCCCAGCCAUUACUCUUCUUUGAUACGAGCUCAUUGAAUUUUUCCGAGAAGAAGAACCAAUUCAAUCAGUCUUUUUCUAAUGAAGGUGAAGCAAAAGUGGUACUCGAUUAUGCGCAAAAGUUGAUCAACGUUGGAGUGAAUGCUAAAGAUAUUGGUGUCAUUACUCCAUAUUUUGGACAGGUUAAAGUCCUUUCAAAGAUGUUGAGCGAUCAAGGUUUGAUAGUGAAUACAGUUGACGCGUUUCAAGGACAAGAAAAAGAAGUUAUUCUCUUCUCAAUGGUUCGCGAUAAUCGGAAAAAAGUUUUGGGGUUUUUGAACGAUUAUCGUCGAAUGAAUGUCGCUGUGACGCGAGCGAAGCGGCAAUUUGUGUUGAUUGGUAACAAAAGAAUGCUUGAUGACGAUAAAAUAUUGCGGUCUCUUCGGGAAACAAUUCGAGAACAGGGAAGAAUAUUGAAUGCUGAAAAGGUGCAACGGUUAAAUGAUUUAUCGACCGUUAUUGUU